Amorphotheca resinae ATCC 22711 is the source of this 982-nucleotide messenger RNA. RefSeq lists its product as hypothetical. The transcript has a single exon. The record is from RefSeq and is a predicted model, not a curated record. Lineage: Eukaryota; Fungi; Ascomycota; Leotiomycetes; Helotiales; Amorphothecaceae. Bases 223 to 699 code for a protein of 158 amino acids.
UUUCUCCCUUGUGUCCUUUAUUUCCAUUCAAUCUCUUUGGUCAUGCUAUCUGACUUUAAGACCCUUGCUUUCACCUUAGUGUUGCCGUUAAGACGCGAUAAUCAACACGAUCUACCCCAUCCGUCUCCUCAAAGACUCGCAUGUACAUACUUGCACCACUCCAAUCACCUCGUGCGUCACGAUCUUCACCACAGGAGAUCUAUCCUCCAACCACACGCGACAAUGCCACGGAUUCCCAUCUCCAGAAUCAAACAAGAAGUCGAGCAACGCCGCCGGCACCAGCUCUCCAUAGCCAUUCACGGAUCCACCUCCUCUCUCCCCUCACUCAGCUCCUCCCUCUCUACAGACGCAGACGCAGACGCAGAUGCGCCCCCCGCGCCCCCCGAGCCCCUCGCCCUGAUCUACAACAUCCGGCACGACACCUUCCGACAAGCGCCGCGCUCCAGCCUGGUCAAACAGGAUGUCUCAUCUUCACCGCUAGUCGAGCUACCAUAUGACAUGCCGCCCCUGCUCGUCGAUGGCCGCAUGCAGAUCGUGGAGGUGCCGCGGUGGAAGCGCAAGGUCGGCUUCUAUUGGCGCACGAGUGAUGGCGAGCAGACGAGGGUUCUUUGGAGGAGUGUGAAGUUGCCCGGGAGGAUAUGGUGGCAGAGGAAUUUUGGCGAGAAGCUGUGGACGGAGUUGUGGAUUGAACGGUGCUGAUGGACGACAUUCGGGAUCAACAGGGCGAGCUAGGAAGGAAAGGCGUUAAUGGAUGAUUGUUCGGUGAUUUGUGGUAAAGGCGAUAUGGAAGUGAUUUCCUCGGAAUACCGCAGGGGCCCUCUGGCUGUCCUGGGCAGUCACUUGCCUAAGCUGUUGGGAAGGAUAUGAUGGCAGCCUUGCGAAAUAGGAAAGACUCGGUUUUCACAGCUAACGUCUGUGGGGAGUUCUGGAGUUGGACGUAUCAGCUUGCUAAUUCUGCAGUCAUUUGUCCUAUUCCCUUCUC